Pisolithus orientalis is the source of this 1503-nucleotide messenger RNA. RefSeq names its product Chloroperoxidase. The transcript has 5 exons. The record is from RefSeq and is a predicted model, not a curated record. NCBI's taxonomy places the organism in Eukaryota, Fungi, Basidiomycota, Agaricomycetes, Boletales, Pisolithaceae. Gene Ontology annotation, molecular function: peroxidase activity. Bases 420 to 1271 code for a protein of 283 amino acids.
GGCUUCUUUGGAUGGUGUAACGCUGAGACAGCUGCUUUGCGUCCAGCCGGGACGUGUCUGUCCGCUGAUCUACCUGGGCAAUCUUCUGAAGAAGAUGGGCAGUCGCUGUUGCUUUGACACCUCUCAAAUCGGACGAUUCAUGUCGCGGCAAUGAUAAACAUUGGUGCGAACAGACUGCCGAACCACAAAGUCCCACAUUAGGACUCUGAAGAUAUUCAAUCUUUCAGACACAGAUCCGGCAAUCUCGUAGACUUGCCCUCAAUGAUUUCAAUGCGUUUGUCGAAGUUCCGACAGUAUUCGCUUCCCAACGCUUUAUCUGAGGAUGAGCUGCCUCAUGUAGUUCUUGCCCCACCAUAUCGAUCCAGUGGUCCACUCGUCCCAGGCUAGCGAAUUGCCUGCGAAGCAAACUUAUCGACGAGAUGAACUCCCUGACCACUGCGAUUUACAAGUUUUUCCUAUGCUCAACAAUUUUUGUUUGGGAUAUCGUCCUCUCCUUUGGGAAUCUCGUGCGGUUCAAACGCCCGGUCGGUAAGGUCACUCCGGAAGGCCAUCCAGGUUAUGGUGGCUAUUGGCCAGAGUAUAGGCCGCCGAAGGAGGGCGACAGCCGCUGUUGCUGCCCUGGAUUGAACACUAUGGCCAACCAUGGAAUCAUUGCUCGGAGUGGCCGAGGGAUCAAGUUCACCGAUGUGAACGAAAAAAUCAACCUGACGUAUAACUUUGGACCGUCUUUCUGCUCUUACACAACCCAUUAUGCGGCCUUCAUGUUAAAAAGGAGCCACAGCAAGGAUACAUUCGAUCUCGAGGAGAUUGACCUGCAUAAUGGCAUCGAACACGAUGCGUCGCUGACUCGACUGGACACUGAGUUUCAACCAAAACAAGCGGAGAAACAUGUUCCGUACAUCGAAGAGUUACUUUCCUUUGCCACGGGCGAUAACGGGAGCUACUUGAAGAUCAAAGAUAUGUCAAGGAUCCUAAGCAAGCGUCGUGCAGAAUCCAAGGCGAACAAUCCAAACUAUUCACAGGCCUUUUCCCACAAGCUUUUUGGAAGUGCCAAUUCGGCUUCUAUGUUAAGGAUCUUCGGAGGUCGAACGGACGACUUGCGCACGAUCUUACUGGAAGAGCGCUUACCUGAGGGAUGGGAAUCGCGUGUUCGUGAACCGUAUGGUUUAACCAUGCUUGCCCUCAAUACCCGGACGACCCUACCGCUGGAGUGGGGCGUGGAUGAGUCCAAGUGGGCGGACAAGGUCAAGCAGGACAAUGAGCAAGUUUGAAAAGCUCCGCCGAGGAAUAGCCCUUCGAUGUCAUGAUAUCAUGCCUUACGAUUCCCCCGGCCUGCAGGCUGUAUUCAUUUACGUGGUUACGUCGCUUUCACGAUACUGUUAUGAUUGUAAAUCUCUUGUACAUUAGCUUUUGGUUUCCCUCUUGACUCGGGAUGGUUUGAGAUAUGCAUGUGGCUUGGACGAGACUAAAAUAUAUCAGUAGUGCGGUGGUAGGGGUCCUUCC